This is a messenger RNA of Equus caballus (horse), 1479 nucleotides long. The record is from RefSeq and is a predicted model, not a curated record. NCBI's taxonomy places the organism in Eukaryota, Metazoa, Chordata, Mammalia, Perissodactyla, Equidae.
GGAGAUUCCACUUUGAGGCAUUCCUAGACACCUGGUUCUUCUUCUCCAGUCAGAAGGCUGAGCUGGGCUUGGAAAGCCAGAAAGGAGGUUUGAGGGUUCCAGCGGCCCUCUACCUGCUGAGGUCUUUAGCUGGCUUAACCCUCCCAGGUUGUCACAGGAGUCAGGCCUGGCUGGUGCCCGCGUACAAUAAUUAACUGCUGAGUGGCCUUCGCCCGAUCCCAGGCUCCACUCCUGGGCCACAUUCCCGCUGCCUGCCUUCCUGCCGUCUCCUAGGCCACUAAACCGCAGCUGUCCCCUGGCGUAAGGGGAGGUGGACUGUAGAGCAGAGGAGAAGCCUGAGCCAGACAGAGAGCCUCCUUGCCCAGGUCAGGCAGGAGGUGAAGUGUGAGGGCUGGGAUCCUGGACCGGCUGAUCCGGAACCCUGUUCUCUGAUCUGCUAGACCGUAGCCCCAGGAGCCUGAUCCGAAGAAUCACCUGGCAUUCCCUGAGGGUACAGAUUUGUCCUGUGCUCUCGGAGCUCAGCGAGGACUGCCAUGGCCCUGCCCAUGACAACACAGCUGCUGCUCCUUCUGGUGUGGGUGGCUGCCUUGCGGGCAGCCCUGCCCAGGACUGACCUUCUCAAUGUCUGCAUGGACGCCAAGCAUCACAAACAAAAGCCAGGCCCGGAGGACACGCUGCACGAGCAGCAAUUACCCUGUGAGAAGUGUUCAUCGCUGUGCCUCCAGUCCCUAGAGAAGUGCCUGCUUAGAUGCAGUCCCUGGAAAGAGAAUUCCUGCUGCUUCCUCAACACCAGCCAGGAAGCCCAUAAGGACAUCUCCUACCUGUAUGGAUUCAACUGGGACCACUGCGGCACAAUGGAGGCCGUCUGCAAGCGCCACUUCAUCCAGGACACCUGUCUCUACGAGUGCUCCCCCAACCUGGGGCCCUGGAUCCAGCAGGUGGACCAGAGCUGGCGCAAAGAGCGGAUCCUGGAUGUGCCCCUGUGCAAAGAGGACUGUCAGCGCUGGUGGGAAGAUUGUCGCACCUCCUAUACCUGCAAGACCAACUGGCACAAGGGCUGGAACUGGACCUCAGGGUUUAACCAGUGCCCAGUGGAAGCUGCCUGCCACCCCUUCGAUUUCUACUUCCCCACCCCUGAAGCUCUGUGUAAUGAAAUCUGGAGUCACUCCUACAAGGUCAGCAACUACAGCCGAGGGAGUGGCCGCUGCAUCCAGAUGUGGUUCGACCCAGCCCAGGGCAACCCCAAUGAGGAGGUGGCGAGGUUCUAUGCCGAGGCCAUGAAUAGGGCUGGGCUCAGUGGGGCCUGCUCUCUCCUGCUCUGCCUGGCCCUAACGCUGCUCUGGCUGCUCAGCUGAGCUCCUUUCACCUUCUGAUACCUAGACAUCCCUGCCUUGUCUAGCCCCACAGCUCCCAGCUAUUUGGUUUCUGCUCCAUGGUGGGGCCUCUGACCGACAGUUUGAAUAAACCAGACACUCCAGA